Sphaeroforma arctica JP610 is the source of this 534-nucleotide messenger RNA. RefSeq lists its product as hypothetical. Lineage: Eukaryota; Ichthyosporea; Ichthyophonida. The record is from RefSeq and is a predicted model, not a curated record. The transcript is spliced from 2 exons. The coding region runs from base 1 to 534 and encodes 177 amino acids.
AUGUUGGUGUAUAUUGUGGUUAUGCAAAUACACCUUACACGCACCAAGUACCAUUCGACUGUAGCUCGGUACAACAAAUUUACUGUGGUCGCACUGACCUUGCACAAGCAGAUUAAAACCGGACCCGAUUUUCGUCAGAAAGCCGAAUUGGAGGGCUGUUUCCUCAGAGAUGUCAUGGACCGAUUGGGGAAUGCAGGUGCACUUGCCUCGCAGGAUUCAGACUCUCAGGACAUUCUGACCAUGCUGUACCACAUGACGUAUGUACACGGCAUGGUCGAAGUCGAGCUGUACUGGCCUGCUAACCAAGAUACACCCACACCCACCGUCAGCCUGGGCGCAGGGGACAAGAGUCUGUUAACAGACGCUCUUACCAAUGAACAUCGAGAACACGUCGAGGGGCUCGCGCGGUGGGUGUGGAACAAGCGGUUCCAGGCAGGUGAUCAGGGCCAUCUGAUUGGCUUAGCCAUACUUAAAGAGCUGGUUUCAUUGGCUACGGGCGCUUGUGAUGGCGUUGCACCAAGGUGUGUUCCGUAG